AUGUCGAUGAAGACACCCCAAGGGAUGAAGAAAGGUGUGCUCACAAACGUGUGGCACAUCCCAAAGUUAUCCAGAAACCUGUUCUCGGUCGGCCGCUUCACCAAGGAUGUCGGCCCAGUGACGUUCACGAAGGAUGGGUGCUAUGGAAAAGCGAAAGGGACCAAGUGGAAAAUUGGUGCCCGUGAAGGUAAAGGACUGUUCAAGCUGCAAAUGACUCCAGUGGCGCCGGAACAAGCAAAUGCAGCCAAGUCGUCGGGAUGUCAAGGGGGCACCAAGUCGUACCUCUGGCACCUUCGGCUUGGCCACAUAGGUCACGAUGGACUCAAUUGCAUCGUGACGAAGAACAUUGGAAUUGGCAUCGACAUAUCUUCGGUGAAGAAGUGGGACGUGUGUGAAGGUUGUGCUCUGGGAAAACAGACUCGAGUGCGCUUCCAAUCAAACACUACAGCUCGCACCUCCAAACUCCUCGAAGUGAUUCACAGCGACGUAUGCGGACCGAUGUCGAUGGCAACUUUCAGUGGAAAACGGUACUUCGUGACAUUCAUUGAUGACAAGUCAAGAUACUGUGUCGUCUAUCUGCUCAAGAGCAAAUCUGAAGUUGCGGCGAAGUUCAUGGAAUACGCUGCGAUGGCCGAAACGCAAACCGGAAAGCGCGUGAAGUACCUUCAAAGCGACAAUGGGGGUGAAUACAAGUCCGACAAGCUGGCACGAUUCUGCGCGGAACGGGGAAUACAACAAAGGUUCACACCCCCCAUAUACUCCUCAGCUAAACGGAGUAGCUGA
Molecule: messenger RNA, 783 nt
Organism: Peronospora matthiolae
Lineage: Eukaryota; Oomycota; Peronosporomycetes; Peronosporales; Peronosporaceae
Source: the annotation of a GenBank genome assembly